Pseudopipra pipra is the source of this 313-nucleotide messenger RNA. RefSeq names its product sarcolipin (gene SLN). The coding region runs from base 105 to 200 and encodes 31 amino acids. The transcript has a single exon. Gene Ontology annotation, molecular function: enzyme regulator activity. The record is from RefSeq and is a predicted model, not a curated record. Lineage: Eukaryota; Metazoa; Chordata; Aves; Passeriformes; Pipridae. Gene Ontology annotation, cellular component: membrane.
CCCUGCCCUGAAGGUUGAGCUCAAGGACACACCCAGGCAAGUUGCUGAAGUUUUUCCUUUGCUCUGCCUGCUGACCUCUGCUCUCUCCUCAUUACUCCCUAAAAAUGGAGCGAUCCACACGAGAAAUUUGCCUCAACUUCAUGAUUGUCCUGAUUACUGUAAUCCUCAUGUGGCUCCUUGUGAAGUCUUACCAGGACUGAAAGACAAUCAAAAACUUUGGGAGAUGAUUUAAGUGUGUGUCUCCAGAGAAAAGUAACAGCCACAGCAUGCUGCGGUGAUUAGCUUUCAGCCAAUUGAGGAUGUCGUGAACCUU